Messenger RNA from Gavialis gangeticus (Gharial), 3045 nucleotides. RefSeq lists its product as uncharacterized. The record is from RefSeq and is a predicted model, not a curated record. Gene Ontology annotation, molecular function: oxidoreductase activity, acting on metal ions. Bases 1028 to 2662 code for a protein of 544 amino acids. The transcript has 7 exons. Lineage: Eukaryota; Metazoa; Chordata; Crocodylia; Gavialidae.
AUCGGGAGCAACGUUGUUCAGCCAAGACUUUGAAAACUUUUGUUUUUAAAAGAUUCUGUCCCUUGCCGCUGCCUUAAGGAGUUCUUGACAAAUACCAGUUCUGAUGUACACGAUCUGCCUUAAAUCUGGCUGAGACAUUUUCAAUACUCAGAGAGAGGUAAAAAUCAAAGCAUGUUUCCUAAGUUUGUUGCAUUUUUUUUUAAAAUUUAUUAACAUAGCGUUACAGGGCAAUGCCUCUUUCAUCCCCCCCAUCCCUUGUAUUUUGUCUUUUUGUCUGGGAAUUUUGCCUAGGAGCUAUAUACAGCUUAUGCACUCCCAAGUCUACUUCCAAACAGAAUAGGAUUUUGGGGUAGGGCCUAUAGUCACAGCUAGCACCAGAGAACCAAAGGCGGCGGGACAAAACGAACAAGGAGUGGUAGUUCUUUAACUCAGAAUUUCCUGGUCCUGGUGGGUUUAAGUCAACCAGCUGCUUAUGGUUCCUGUAACAGUGCACAGGAAUUGUUUUUGUAUUUAUUUCUAGUGGCAUUUUGUUUUUAACGUAGAGUUAAAGAGGGAGAAGAUAUUCAGACAGUAGGCCUUAAGGAUUAAAAGAAGCUGGCUUGGCUUUGUUUUGCAAAUCUUCACCAUGACAGGAGGAAAAAAAAAAAAAAGAAGAAAUAGAGACUUGUCUAAUUGAGCAAAGGAAUCCCAGGGUGACCCUAUAGAGAACCUAUUGCUUUUUCCUUUCCUUUCUUUGCCUUUGUUUUCAUUACAGAGGCUUGGGGGCAAAGGAAAAAAAAACAGAUUGGAGCGGGUAGGAUAUGAGGAGGAAAACUAAUAUGAUUAAGGCUGGAUUUGGACACUGAUGGCAAGUUCCUGUAAGUACUGAGCAUUCGUAGUAACAGCUGUUGCACUUCUCAUUAGAGGAGAAGUUGAAGAACUUUUCUUAAAGGAUGUUUCUUUGGCAGGCUGAAGGGGAAACAAUCGCAGUGAGCCUGAAGGAAUACAUGUCCCAAGAAUAUAAUGCCUGAUGUUUUAAUAACACAAGAUGGAAGAUGGAGUGAGCGUCCAGACAGUUCUUGUUGGAUGGGCGUGCACAACCCUGUGCUUGGUUUCAUACACUGCUGCCUUCUCCCACGGUGCGAGCCUUUCUGCCUGUGCUGACAUGACGCCCAAACAUAUCAGAGCGCAGCUUCAGAACCCCAGGAAUAACUACAUCGCCAUCCACACCAACAUGUCUUCCUACUUUCCAGGUGAUAAGGUACCAGUGACAGUGAGGAGCACUCGAGAUUUCAUGGGCUUUUUGCUCCAAGCUCGCAGGGUGUCUAAUGAUCAAAUUGCUGGCACUUUUGUUGUAAUUCCUCCUGGCUCCAAACUGCUGACGUGUUUUGAAGAUGGCGAUACUGUUACCCACUCUGACAAGUCACUGAAGAGAAACUUGUCCUUUGUGUGGAAGGCACCAGACCACCCCAUUGGAGACAUCAAAUUUUUUUUUUCCGUAGUCCAGUCAUAUUUUGUUUACUGGGCAAGGAUUGAAUCCGCUAUUAUUCAUCACCAAAUACAAAAUCAGACAACCUCUAAUAGUAGCAAGGAAGCCAGUAUUAUAACACCAACCCCGCUGCAGAAACCUACUGAUCCACAAAUAGCAGAUACAGAAGAUAAAGGUUCCGCUUCUCUCCAGACUGUCACCAGUUUUACCCUGUAUGCAAAAUUUGUGCCUGGCAGAGUGACUAGGAUGGCAGUGACAAAAAUACUGGAGACUGUUUUUGGAGGCGAACAAGAUGCAGAACUUCUUGGUAAUGACAGGCAACUGUCCGAGCCUCCUAUGGAGUCAGCUGCCUUGAGUGUCAGCCGCAGCCAUGGAGGAAGACAAGCCAACAGAAGCAACACUUUUGAGGUUCAGGGACUGGAACCAUCACUUGAGCUGCAAGAGCUAGACAUGGCAAAUGCCCUGAGAAGUUUCAUUUUACAGGAUUAUACCUCCAGCCACAUCACACAUGAUGGAACGCAAAGCAUCUCAAGUGCAGCUACAGCACAGCCGUGUUUGACAUGUGAAGAAGAUGUACGGGAGAAUGCUGGGAACCUAGCUAUCACACAACCUGUGUUGCAUAUUACAGCUUCCCUCUCUGCUUGGAGUUGGACCACUGACCCCGUGGCAGUCACUGGUAGCAUGUCACAACCUAAAGAUGACUUGGAUGCCUCCAGCAGCUUAUCAUCAGCUUCUAGGCAGAUGAUGGAAAGAAAGUCAGUGGCACAAGAAACUUUAGCAAACUUCUUGCCCCAUUCAGAAGAUGCAGAGUCUAGAGAGGACGACAACAUAGGGGAGAUUGCUAGAAAUCCACUUCCGUUGGUGACAAGGCCAGUACCUAAAGCUGCUGUUCCUGGGAAAGGAGAGCACCCUACCAGAGGGACGCAUCUUGUAGCAGCCCAACUUGGCAUUCUCCUGGGUUGUACAGCUGCCCUUGGCAUGGCCCUUGCUGCUGGGCUGCGUUGCAUCCACUCCCAGUAUUGUCACAAGCGGACGGAAGUGUCCUUCAGUGAACCCGACAACAAUGUCAUCACGGUGAGAGAGAACGGGGAGAUGAUGCACUUCAGGAAGAUACGGGAAAACAGCUUUGUGCUGGUCCAGGCAGAGUACAAUUGGAUCAGCCCAUCUGGCAGUGGGAAAAAAUCUGUCAUCUAAGUACCUACAAAUUAGCAGAGUUAAAGCAGUGCUGUAUAGAUUUGAUAGGGUGGAUGGUAAAAAUUUAAUCAGAAUGCCUACCAUGAUUGCAGGAAGCUGUAGAGUAGCUCCUGAUAUAUAACUAUCCAGGUUAAUAGACUGAGAAAUGAAAAUAUAUGCAUGUUCUGAUCAUAAUGCACAUAUAUCUAACUCAAUUACAGAUGUUAUGAAAAAUAGAUAUUCUAAGUUACAGAUGCUAAGAAAAUAUAAGUAGACGUAUUGUUUAAUGUGCUACACUUAACAUAAUUAAUAUUGCAUACCUGCUCAUUAACUGUGCUAUUGUAGCCAUUACGUUUCCUUUGUUGCCUUAAGGUAUGAUCAGAAAUAGAAAUUCUUCCUCUGCA